Molecule: messenger RNA, 606 nt
Organism: Sphenostylis stenocarpa
Lineage: Eukaryota; Viridiplantae; Streptophyta; Magnoliopsida; Fabales; Fabaceae
Source: the annotation of a GenBank genome assembly
AUGGACUCCACCGCACAGGUGACUAAAACGCCAUCGUUCUGGACGGACGAAAAGCACAUGCACUUCCUUAACACUAUGGAAGCAUCCUUUGUGCGUGCAAUGCUGGAAAACCAAGGAACCUCCAACCCCAGUCCCACGCACCACUCUCUGCGCCUCGACCGUUAUCUUCCCGACACCUUCGAUUCCACUUUGGAUUUGAAACCGCAUCCUCACCGCAUCAGAAAGCUCCAUGCCCCGGCAGAUUCAAUAGGUCCAAGAUCUAGACCGAGGAAAAGAUCAUCCCAGCCCUGCAAUUCGUCACAGGAUCAGGUUGGGGUGUGUGCAAACAAUAGAGGAACACAGUGUUCACCCAUGAAACAAGGUGACAUCUCACCAUACAUAUGUGAGCAAAAAUGGCGACAAGAACAACAGAAGUCACUUUCCUUUGCCACCAAGUUCUCUUCUCGUUCUUGGAAAAGUACCGGUGCGAGCUUCAACUCACGAGUGGAAUCUACGCAACAACGUGCACUCCAAUUGGCACUGGUGAAGAAGGAAGAAUUUUGGUAUAUCAUGGAGUCAAAAGAUAGUAAUGUUGGUGAUGAAAUCACGAGGAUUUCAAAAAGGUAA